AUGUCAAGCCCAGCAGAGCCAGCCACCAACGGCAACUCAGUCCUGAAUGGCGACUCGUCUCAUGAUGGAUUCCCCGGUCUUCCCCCUUUCCCGGACGAUGUGCCGACUGCGCCCCUACUCCGCAUCUCGCUGGCCAAGCUCCUCGCGCAUGACCAGGACGAGUUGAAUGCGUUUUGGAAGGCGUGCUGCGAGCUCGGCUUCUUCUACAUCGACCUCAGGACAGGCAGUGGGCACGAUGACGAUAUCGAUGGUGAGGCACUACUCCAGGACGCAGAGAAGCUUUUCCAGGUGCAGGAAGAGUUCUUCGGCCUGCCGGUGGAAGAGAAGCUCAAGUACGAUUUCAAAGAGCAAGGGAGUUACUUUGGAUACAAGGGCUACGGCGGCGGCCUCGUCGACAAGUCCGGCACCCCCGACCGCAACGAAUUCUACAACACCUCCAAAGACGACAUCCUCGGCCUCUCCUCGCCCCUCCCCGCCCCCGAGAAUCUGACCCAAUACCGCCCGCUCUUCGCAUCCUACAUGCGCCGCUCGCACGCCGUCGUCGCCCUCGUCCUGCGCAUCCUGAACGCCCGCCUCGGCCUCCCAGACGGCGAGCUCGAGAAUCUGCACAGGCUGAACGCGCCCUCGGGGGACCAGGUCAGGUUUGUCAAGGCGCCGCCGCAGCCGCCAAGGGAUCGGCGCACGGCGCUGGGCGAGCACACGGAUUUCGGCAGCGUGACCGUCCUCUUCAACCGGCUGGGCGGCCUGCAGGUUCGGCUGCCGAGCCACAUCCGCCCCAUCGGCCCCGCGACUUCCGAGCACAGCAGCAGCAGCAACGGCGAUGCGGUCAACGGCAGCGUCGAGGUCGGCGGCGCGGCGGCGGAGAACUGGGCCUAUGUCCGCCCGCUGCCGGGCCACGCGAUCGUGAAUCUCGGGGACGCGAUGGUGAAGUUCACGGCCGGGGUGCUGCGGUCGAAUAUUCAUCGCGUGGUCAAUCCGCCCGGGGGCCAGGCGGAGAGCACGAGGUACAGCCUUGUGUAUUUUGCGAGGCCGGAGGAUGAGGUUGUUUUGAGGGCGUUGAGGGGGGGAAAGGUGGUUGAGGAGGCGGUGAGCAAGAAGCUGGGGAAGGGAGAGAAGUGGGAGGAGGAGGAGGUUAGUAGUAAGGAGUGGGUGUUGAGGAGGGCGUUGGGGAGGAGGGGCGUGGGGAGCUGGGAGAAGAGUGAGGGGACUGAGGAGGUGAGUUUGAGGAAGGGGCAGGAUGUUGGUGCGUAG
Molecule: messenger RNA, 1251 nt
Organism: Coniosporium apollinis CBS 100218
Lineage: Eukaryota; Fungi; Ascomycota; Dothideomycetes
Exons: 2
Coding region: 1-1251 (416 amino acids)
Molecular function (GO): dioxygenase activity
Source: RefSeq, a predicted model, not a curated record